AUGCAAACACUUUCGGAAUCGAAAAAAAGGAUUCAUGAACAAUCAUAUGCAUAAAAGGUUGCCUAUCCCAUAACUCCUGAUAAAUCUCAUAUCAAAUUGAAUGAAUCUCUAUUCAAUGCCAAAAUAGUAGCCAAGAAAUCCUGCUCAUUAAUUAAAGAUGUCUAAAAAGAUGUUUAAUUGACAAUCAAAAAAUAUGAUGAAUUCCUAAAACUUGUAAAUACUCCUAAUAAGGUUCCUGAUUCUAUUACAAGUUCUCCAUCUAUUAUGAAACUACAUCAAAUAGAGGAAACAACAGAAUAAAAAGAUGAUGAUUAAGCUCUUCUAAGUCAAUAUUAGAGAUAUGCAAGUUCCUAAGAAUUGAGAAGACAAUCUGUACCAUUAGAAAGAUCUGAAUUGAGAUUAUCAAGUUUUAAGGUGAAAGAAGAACUCUUUCCUGUAGAAGACAUUAGUCCCAUCAAAUAAUAAAAUAACAGUUAUUUUGUAUUUCGAAGAAAUUCCUCUCAAAUCUUGACUUCUCCUCCUCAAAAAAAAUCUUAAUAAUCUAUUCUCUCGGAUUAUUAAGGAAGUUAUGCUAAAAUUCAUUUACGCAAAUCUCCAACUGCCCCUAGGAUAGAGAUUGAGAUUAAACAAUAAGAGAAACCAUAAUCCCCUCCAGAUAUUGCUAAAAGAAACCAGGAAUGGAAAUAAAGACUCCAAGAUAAAAUUAAUUUUGAAUAAAAAAGGAAGAGUGAAAAAGAAAUGAAGGAUUGUACAUUUAAACCAAAACUCAAUGAAACAAAAAUGAGUGAGAAAUCUAAAAAGAAUAUUGUACAAAAGAAUAAGAAGAAUUAAAAUAAAUCUUAAACUCCUGAAGUGAAAGAGAUAAUGCACAUCAUCGCAGACUUAAAUUAAUUUAGCAAAUAAUUAAAAAAGAGGUUGUGA
Molecule: messenger RNA, 921 nt
Organism: Paramecium tetraurelia
Lineage: Eukaryota; Ciliophora; Oligohymenophorea; Peniculida; Parameciidae
Exons: 1
Source: RefSeq, a predicted model, not a curated record